AUGGCUGGAAGUUCAUUUCCAUACUUCAACAUAGUUCAGUCGCAGCUUCAGUACCUGGAGUUCUGCCUAUCCCUUUUCCGCACCCUUGCGGUGGCCCGUUCGAUGGGCGACACCAGGCUCGAGAUGAUAGGGCUGGGCCACGUCGGACAGCCAAGCUCCUUGAAUCAACAAGCAUCAUCCAUGGUCGGAAUUCAUGGAGCCCUUGCUGGAAGACCUGAAGGACUUAGAACCUUAAGCAGACAGCAAGGUCGUAACGAAUUCCUUGAUUUCUUCUUGAGCCCAUUUUGCAGUCGUCAUGGUCCCCAAAAAAAACGGCUAGGCAUGAGACGCGCAGUGGCGCGACUCACCUUAAGCCAGCAAAAUUGGAAGCAAGUGAACAAGCAGGUCUUAGAAGAGGUGCGGCGCGCCGAAUUUGUGGCCUUUGACUUGGAGCUCACAGGGCUUCAUGUGAAGAACGAACGCUUCAUUGGUGUGGAGCGAUGCUAUUCUGCUCACCGUGAAGGCGCACGAACCUUUCUGCCUGUGCAGGUGGGGCUCUGCGCUGCACGCCGUGAUCCUGCGAAGAGCACAGGGACUUCGGCCCACUGGAUCUUGUCGCCCGUGUCCUUGUACGUCUUCCCGCAAAAAGCGGCAGAGCAUCACUUCUCGGUUUCAGCCGCCACGAUGGUCUUCCUAGACGAGAACGGCUUUAACUUCAACAACUGGGUUAGAUAUGGCCUCGGAUGGCUCAGACCCUCUGAUGAGGAGGAGAAGCGCCGCAGCGUGCAGCAACGCAUCGACGAAGUGCAGCGCUUGAAGCGCGCUGCGACGGCCACAGCUCCGAGCGCCGCGGCUCCGAGUGAGGAGCAGCCAGCCUUGGAGAUACCGGAAGGUGCAGAUCGUGCGGUGGUCGACGCCUGUCGUCAGCAAGUCCGAGAGUGGCUUGAGUCGCCCAGCAACACACCGUUGGAGAUUCCAAUGGAGAACGCCUUUCAGCGUCUGUUGAUGCAUACCAUCAUUGCCCAGGAAUUUCCAUCCGUCUACAGUCACUCCUCGCGUCGUGACGGGGAACGCUUUCUAUGUGUCUACAAAUCUCAGGCUGAAGUUUACGAGGAACAGCUUCGGACGCUUCAGAGUGAGAUGGAGGCCAUCGAUGAAGAGGUUGGGGUGCGAAGUCUUACUGAUGAGAUCACGAAGAAUCAAACGCCCUUGGUGGGACACAACUGUUUUUACGACUUCCUGCACCUCUACCAAACGUUUUAUGCAGACCUUCCUGAAAGCAUUCAGGACUUCAAGGCUUCUUGGCUCCAACUUUUCCCCCAGACCUUGGAUACGAAGUUCUUGGCAGAGGCUCAUGAGCUGUUGGUGGGUCUGCAGCCGCCAGCCAACCUGAAAGGCCUUUGUGACUUCAUGGCCCAGGCUGCAACGACCGAAGAUUCUCAGAAACCUUUGCCUUUGACCUUUGAGGUGAAUAACCUGGAAGGUGUAGACUAUCGACUUCCCACCAGACCUGCACAAGGCACAACUUCCGAGGAUGAGAUGGAUUCGUCACACGAGGCCGGCUACGACGCCUUGAUGACCUCCAUGGUCCUCAUCCAUCAGCUCUCCCAUAUCUUGGGGAAGAAACGCAUCCCAUGGAGUCAGUUGGACUUUGGUCCUCUACGGAAGCGCCCUGCCAACGAUGCGCGGCGUUCCCUCACAGAGAUGUUGCCUUUGAGCGUGAACCGGAUCCGCUUGGUGAAGGCUCAACCCAAUGUCAUCAACCUGAGUGGUCGCGAUGAGGCUGAUAUGAGCCGACAUUUCUUGAUGUCUGGAUACCCACCCAGCUGGAAAAAGUGGGACUUGAUGAAGGUGUGGUCCCCGCUGUGGGUGGGACUGUCCUACAUCGAUGACAGCUCUUGUUGGGUUAUUGCAAGGAAUGAAGCUGAUGCGAUCAGCAUCCAAAAGAUCUACAAGAUGAUCGAGGGUAUUGCUGAGCUGGUGCGUGAAGUGCGAGCUCUACGUGAGGAGGUGCUGCAGCUCACGUUGCGGGUGAUUGACCUAGAGGGUGGUGAGACUCAAGCACCGGUGAGACCCGGCAGAGCUGCAACUGGCUCUCCUAUCACUGUUACUUGCAAUUUCCCCCAGGGACCAGCUGUUUAUUCCCCAGCCCCUUCUGGUAACUCAGCUGCUGCUGCUCCUUCAAUUGUGUCAUCUGCCAACAGCCCUGCUUACUCAGGUAAAGCUACGGCCGCGGAUUACACUGAAGCGGAGAGGCGAGAGGUGGCCAUUGAGAUUGGCAAAUUUUUUCGCCGGUGCUUGGCUGGUGAGGAGCGAGGCACGAGUGGGAGGGACCGCAUUCGAUUGCAGUCUCGUUGCUACGUUUUGUGUCGGGAUAUUUCAGGGCAGAGCUACAACCCUGUCCGUGUAUUCAGCUCUUUUUCUGCUAUCAAGCCCCUGGUUAAGCAGGGCGGCAAUUGCGGAGAUUCAGUUUUUGCAGGGUUCCCGACUUACUGGGAAGCUAGUGUGGCGGAGCGGGACGAAGCGCUGCGUCCUCCAAAUCCUGUGACAGCGCGGCAGUGCACAGUCCUCAUUGAAGGUGAGGCGGGAUUGGCCCCAGAUCCAGCCUAUCCUGUUGGUGUUUUUGAAGUUCCUUCUGAAGCUGGGGGUGAACCUACUACGGUAGCUUGCAUCGCCAUUUCUGAAGUUGAGGGAAGACUGCUAGUUGCGGUGCCGUUUUCCGUUUGGCACCGAGUAUCCAGCAGACGAGUUUUGCCACAACGAGCCCUGGGAAAGCCAGUUGUUCUUGAGGCCCCUUUUUUGGACCGAGCCGACCCGGCUGGCGGUGCUCACUCAGCGAAGCUCUGGGUGGGAAUUCUUGCAGCCGAGUGUGAAGCUCAUCUUGUUUUUGAUCCUACGACUGAGUUUGCAGAUUUUGACUAUCCAUUUGACCCUGCCGGACCAUUUGUUGUCCCAGUCGCUGAUACUUUGAUUGAGGUAGCUGAACAGCAUUUUGCUUUUUGGACAGCUCCUAGUGCUCCGCCUGAAGAGGCAGCACCCAGUGCAAUAGACCAGCGGUUGGCGGUUUUGGAGAAGAGUGUCGGCCAGAUUGCCGAAAGUUUGAAGCAUUUAGCUGCAGAGAAGCAGCGACCACCAGCGCUGCGAGCUGGGCCAGGGCCAUCAGCUGCUCCCCCUGCGACAGCACCUCGCGUCUCAUUCCAAUGCCCUCCUGGAUUGGGAACACAUCGAGGCAGCAUCGAUGCAGAAGUGGUUCAAGCUGCCAGAGAAGCAGGCAUUCCCCAAGCCCACAUCGAGCAGAUGAUCAGUUUAGCGCAGAAAGGAAAGCCCAAGUUGCAAGAUCUUCCGCUGCCGCGAAAAGCAGCUCCUGUGCAGUCUCGCGACCCCUUGUCCGAAAGCGAGGCAGACGAGCCCGAGAUGCCCGAGCUCGACGCCGAAGGACCUCAAGCUGUGGCCAAUGCAGUUCUGACUUCAGCAGUUACCAAGCUCACUCAGAUAGCCGGGCAUUUGGCGCAGCAAAAGAAAGCAGACAAAAGUUUGGAUGCCGUGCUAGACGGUGUUGGGUCGGGAAGCAGCGAGACAUCAGCGGUGGCGGGUUCCCGCCGCUAUGCAGCAGCACUGCGAGCUUUGCGGCGAGCCCUACUUGCACAGCCUCAAGAGAUCUACAAGAUCAUCGAGGGGAACAUGGAGCAGGACUUCAAUCUGCAGGCGCAGGUGCCUGGAAGCGCGGGAGUGCAAGUGACAGCACGCGCCUGGCUAGAGAUGAGGUCGCGCGUGCAAAACUUUCAGACUCCAGUGCGGCUGUUGUGGGGAAUUGCGGGUGCCUUGGACUGCCUGCGGGCCGAAAAGCCUGCCGAAGCCCGGGCUCGAUUGGCCCUGUUGCUUUGCCAAGGGGAUCAACUCAGCAUAGAUCGUGGCAACUGGAUUUUAGCGGGCGAGAUGGCCCUAGAGGAGCCGCCGCCGCUGGCGCAAUUUGCGGCCCACUCCCUGCCGCAGGAGAACGAAGCCCCUUACACGCGCUUGGUGGAUGGAAGGUGGGUCGAUUUGUUCCUCCAGAAGCUCAACGAUUACGACAGCCUGGCGGAGAAGAAGCGGAAGUUGACAUCAAGGCGAACUCCGCCUGGCAACCCGCCGGUCGAGCAAAAGCCGACUGCCAAGGCCGAACCAAAGAAGAAAGGCAAGGGCAAGGGAAAGCAACAAAGCAGCGGCGAUGGUGGUGCAGCCGAAAUGGACGGAGCUGCAACCGCCGACCACAAAUGA
Molecule: messenger RNA, 4236 nt
Organism: Cladocopium goreaui
Lineage: Eukaryota; Dinophyceae; Suessiales; Symbiodiniaceae
Source: the annotation of a GenBank genome assembly